Messenger RNA from Mytilus trossulus (common blue mussel), 3027 nucleotides. Its product is annotated as coiled-coil domain-containing protein 149-B-like. The transcript has 12 exons. The coding region runs from base 107 to 1906 and encodes 599 amino acids. NCBI's taxonomy places the organism in Eukaryota, Metazoa, Mollusca, Bivalvia, Mytilida, Mytilidae. The record is from RefSeq and is a predicted model, not a curated record.
UCACAGAGUUUAGACACACAGUGCAGACAAACAAUAAGAUACAGAAAUGAAUAUGCGGCAAAAUCGAUAUUCCCGAUUUCUAACAUACUGACGAACUUAUUAACUGAUGAUGUCUUCUCUAGAAAUGGAACAGUUAAACAGAAUGAAAGCAAGAUUCGAGGCAUUACGUGCAGAGUCUCAAGUUUGUAAGAGGAAACUGGAAAGCAAAUGCCAAGCACUUAUGAUCAUAAGUAAAGAGUUGGACCAUUGCAGAAGUGAAAGGGACCAGUUUAAAUUAAUGGCUGAGCAGUUACAAGAGAGAUAUCAAAACAUUAAACGACAACUUGGACAUCCAUGUUAUUCACCAUCCUUAGAUGUAACCAAAUCCAGAUGUUCAACCAGCACUAAGAAUCUCGGAAGCUCGUUGAUUUCAUGCAAAGAGAGAAAUAAGUCAUUAGAAUUUGAAGUGGAAGAUUUUAAGCAAAAGCUUCAUGAUGCUAACGGAGACAUUAAGCUUUUAAGAGAACAGAUUGCUCGUCAAAGAGUUGGAACUUCAGAUGAAGGCAUUAACAUCAGACAUUUUCCUGCACAUGAAAGGGAAGAUCUUGUAAAACAACUGGAAGCAUCGAGAAAAGAGAUUAAUCAGUUAGAAAGAGAUCUUCAACAAGUGAUAGAUGAAAAAGAAGAAUUAGUUAUUGAAAGGGUGGCAUAUAAAAGUAAAUAUGACAGACUGAACCAGGAACUCAAUUACAUUCUAAAAGGAGAUGAGAACAGAAUUGUUGAUAUAGAUGCACUUGGUAUGGAAAACAAGUAUUUACAAGAGAGCUUAAAGCAGAUGGCAGAGGAAAAAUCAAUGGCUAUGGCAACAGUUUCUAAAUAUAAGAAUUUACUCGAGAGAAGAAAAACUAAAAGUUCUUCAUUAAAACUAGGACAAAGUAGAAGUGGAGGGUUAGUUAUUACACAGAAACAAGUUCAUCAGAUUUUAGAGGACCACACACAGAUUGCAGCUACACCUCAAGCUAUGUCAGACCUUCAGGCUCUUGCAUCAGCUUUGCUUGAAACUGUCAAUGAUAAAAAUUUAGCUUUGUCUCAUCAGAGAAAAACAAACAAAAUUUUAGGGAACAGAGUUUCAGAACUAGAAAAAAAGAUCAAGACGUUAGAAGUUGCUGGAUUAUGGAAUGUACCAAGCAAUCUUCCAAACCUGGAAAAGUUGAGGGCAGAGUGUGAAGAUGUAAAGACACUAAUUCCGCUCAUGUCUCAAUCAAGUGACGACACAGGACAAGAUACAAGUCAAGAUAUCGAUCACUUCAAUAAUGAUAACCUAGAGAGUGACCUUAACAGUCCUUCCAGCAGUGAAACGACAAGUCCUACACAUUGUAGUAAUAUUAAUUCUCCUAAUAACAGCCUUGUGCUUCAUGGAGAUAUUAAAAAUGCUAAUUUUAACAGUUCAUUUAUGCAGAUUCAGGGUGUGUCAAAAGACUACGGAAAUUCUGCUGAAUUCCUUUCUCCAGAUCAUAAUGCAGUUUCAAUGGAUGACCUAGACCUUCUUCCUACAAAGGAGGAAAUAGUUAAAUGUACUGAAAGAGAUGAUUUAAAACCGAGCAAUUUAUUGUCAUCUGGAGGACAGCUGGUAGAUAUUUCUUUAAAGGAGCAACAAUAUGAAGAAACUGUUACUGAAAAUAAACUGAAAUCGUUAAUGAAUGAUGUCACAAACAAAAUGGUGGAGUUUUCUCAUAAAACGAAAAGUUAUGGACAAUUCCUAAUAGAGACAACUGUUGAUAAUAACCAGCAAUCCGAGGAUUCACAAACAGAUGCCAGUAUGAAAUCUAAAAAUGUAGAAAAAGAGUGCGAAGCUUCAACUGUGGCAUGCAAUAAUUCCUUAGUAGAAGAGACUUUAACCCACAUUUCAAACGAGAAUGAAUGUUGAAUCCCCUUAUAGUUUAUUGAAUACAGUCAACAUUUUGCAAUUUUAAUAAUAACUAUUAGAUAUACAGAAUUAUAUAUAUUAUAUCAGUUCUUUUAUUGAAUUGGUCUUAUGUGAACUAAUAUUACAGAAUAGCCAAUGAAAACAAUUUCAAUAUUUAUUUCUGUUGAUGCAAACAGUAAAAAAUGUUUUAUCAUAUGGGGAAACAUAUAUAUCUUGGGAUUAAUUAUGAUAGAUUAUUUAAAGUAACAUUCAUGAGAAGAAAAAUCUUUAUGAAAAGAUCCGGCCUUUGUAGCUACUGAUUAAGCUUUUUUGGUCAAACUUCAUUUUGCAGAAGGUAGAUGGUUGAUCAGUAUUUACACACUAGUUGGUAUAAUAUUCAUCCUGUCCACCUUAUCACCCUUAAUGUUUUGUCAGCUCUUUUUUCAAUUUGAAUUAAGGUGUUCACUCAUGUAAUUCGUACUUGAGCGAAGAAAAUGAGAAACAUUCUGAAAUAGAGAAAUAAUGAUUUUGUUUAUUAUUUUUUUUAUAUUUGUAUGAAAAUUUCUGCUGAUCAAACCUUGGAUGAGUUAGAUAAUAAAAAUUAAUCUACAUAUUUUUUGGGGGGUCCUGUAAAGAUGUGUGGCCAUUAUCAUUUUUUAUUACAUCUUCUUCAGAGAUUAAUAUAGGUUUUUACUUAUCAACACCUCAAUGAGUUCAAUAACAUAAACAAUCGAUAUCAAUUGAAGAGGGUUGCUUGCCAAAAUAUACCUUUUGAAUACCGGUUUCUAAGAAACUUACAUCUUACCCUUCCGAAGCACCUGAGAUCAACCCUAGUUUUUGGUGGGGUUCGUGUUGCUUAUUCUAUAGUUUUCUAUGUUGUGUCAUGUGUUCUUUUGUUUGUCUGCUUGUCUUCUUUCAUUUUUAGCCAGUCGUUGUCAAUAGAUAUAGAAAGAUGUGGUGUGAGUGCCAAUGAGACAACUCCCCAUACAAAUAACAAUUUAAAAAGUAAACCAUUAUAGGUUAAAGUACGGCCUUGUUUAUUUUCGAUUUAUGAGUUUGGUAUAUCGUCCCUCUUUUACAAUACGACAACAUCAUAAUUAGUGUCGUGGCAAAUAAUCAAAAUAAAAACGAAUUAAACUUUU